Molecule: messenger RNA, 1338 nt
Organism: Python bivittatus (Burmese python)
Lineage: Eukaryota; Metazoa; Chordata; Lepidosauria; Squamata; Pythonidae
Source: RefSeq, a predicted model, not a curated record
CUAUAUUUUGUGAAAAGGAAGAGACUUAAAAGCCAACUUUCUCCAAAAUGUCAUACAGACAAGGUCUAGAGAAAUACCGAGAUCUGGAUGAAGAUCAGAUCCUUGGAGCACUGACAGAAGAGGAAAUUAAGAUGCUAGAGGAUGAGCUAGUAGACCUAGAUCCAGAUAAUGCAAUAUUACCUGCAGGAAUGAGACAGAAAGAUCAGACCAAGAAAACACCCACAGGCCCUUUUAAUAGAGAUGUUCUUCUGGCACAUUUGGAGCAGCAGGCAAAUGCUACUAAAGACCGAGAUGAUCUGGUUCCCUUCACAGGAGAGAAAAGAGGAAAAAUCUGGGUGCCCAAGCAGAAAGCUAUUGAUCCUGUUUUGGAAAGUGUAACUCUGGAACCAGAACUGGAGGAAGCCCUGGCAAAUGCUUCAGAUGCUGAGCUCUGUGACAUUGCUGCUAUUCUUGGCAUGCAUACGUUGAUGAGUAACCAACAAUAUUAUGAAGCGCGGGGGACUACAACUAUAGUCAACAAAGAAGGAUUGGACAGUAUAAUCAAGCCCACCCAGUAUAAACCAGUUCCUGAUGAACCAAAUUCAACCAAUGUAGAAGAAACUUUGGAACGAGUAAAAAACAAUGAUCCAGAGCUUGAGGAAAUCAAUCUCAAUAAUAUUAAGGAUAUUCCUGUACCUAUUUUGAAAGCCUACGCUGAAGCUCUGAAGAAUAAUACCUACGUGAAAAAGUUCAGCAUAGUAGGAACAAGAAGCAAUGACCCUGUUGCUUUUGCACUGGCAGAAAUGUUAAAAGUAAACAACGUGAUGAAGAGCUUAAAUGUGGAAUCAAAUUUCAUUACUGGAUCUGGAAUCCUGGCCCUGAUAGAAGCACUGCAGUACAACACAACACUAAUUGAACUCAAAAUUGACAACCAGUGCCAACUUUUGGGCAACAAGGUAGAAAUGGAAAUUGCCAGUAUGUUAGAAAAAAACACCUCUCUCUUGAAGUUUGGUUAUAACUUCACUCAACAAGGACCCAGACUUCGGGCAUCCAAUGCCAUGAUGAACAACAAUGACCUUGCUCGUAUACAUCGAUGUGACGGUCCCUGGCAUUACACCUCAGCCCUGGAACUGGAAGAUGUCUAAUGAGAAAAAGACGACUUGCAGACCUGACUGGACCCAUCUUUCCCAAGUGUCGAACUGGGGUGUAGUUUUGGUUGUGGAGAUGUGUCAGCUAGCUUGCACUGGUUUAUGAAGGCUUAUGGAAGCAGAGCAACUGGGCAGUGAAUUUCCGGGGCUUGUUUUUCAUAUGACACCCAUGCAUAUGGAAGAUUUAAAUUAAAUAGUUAUUAUAGGCAAA